Molecule: messenger RNA, 3294 nt
Organism: Homalodisca vitripennis (glassy-winged sharpshooter)
Lineage: Eukaryota; Metazoa; Arthropoda; Insecta; Hemiptera; Cicadellidae
Gene: Scgalpha
Product: alpha-sarcoglycan
Exons: 12
Coding region: 128-1384 (418 amino acids)
Cellular component (GO): sarcoglycan complex
Source: RefSeq, a predicted model, not a curated record
UGAAACAGCACAGCUGGGGUUCACAGUCUUGGAGAUUGAGUGCUUCUGCUAGAUGAAGAUCAGAUCGCUGUUGUAGUUGGUGAUCAAAAUCAGCUUGCAAUCUAGAGAUACACAAACUCGACAAAUAAUGAACCAGGCAGUAAGACUGUUUGGAUUUUUGCUGUUGUUUUCGUCUGCAACUUGGGCUGAAGAGAUCCAUACCACAAAACUCUUCAUCAUGACCGUAGGACCAUGGGUUUUUGACUGGACGGACUCAAAAGGUGGUGGUCACUCUCCAAACCAGUUCUCCUAUCGCCCUUCACUACUCAAUGCACCUGAUCUUCCUUCAUGGAUGUACUACACAUACAGCGAACGUCAUGGCAGGGGGUUUGUAUAUGGUGCAGCUCCACCCCACCAGAAAGAUCUCCAGAUUGAAGUGAUUGGGCUCAACAAGAAGAACUACGAAGCUCGCCGACGAGUUAUCAAAAUGAACGUUGUGGAGAAAGCAGAGCCAGCUCUGUACGAGGUGCACUUGAAAGUGGACAAGCUGAAUGUGGAAGACAUGUUAGACUCUGACCGUUACAACCGUCUGCUGGAUGUGUUCCGUCGUUCCCUUUGGCCAGAGAGUCAGUCCGAUCUGUACAUAACAUUCCUUGCUUCAGCCGUGCAGCUGGGAGCUAGGCUGCCUCUGAACCCUUUUGAGGGUGAGGGAAUAGUGAUGCACAUCGGUAGUCGAGCUCCAUUCUCCAAGACUCUGGAAGAUCUCCAGCUGGAAGUCCUUCCCCUUCGUAGCAAAGGCCAGACCAAUUGUCCUGACUUCAAGCACACCUCCGUUGAGCGUUUCUUCAAGCAGUACAACUUCUCUCUUGAUUGGUGUGCCUUCCGACUGGUCAAUGUUACUUCACAGAUCGAAGAUGUUCUGGAAGAUUUCUCUGCUGAAUACAACCCCACAUGGCUAAACCAGAAGAACGCCAUUUCUGUCAGCAAACAGGAGCUGCCAAACCGACACUACAUGUCAGAACUUGCUCUCACACUUGUAGUACCUUUGUUGUGUCUGGCUGUACUGGUAAUACUGCUCACAUUCAUUCUAUGCUUCCAACAAGACACUGCGAAUGACAAGCCUCCAUUUGCCAUCAUAGACUCUCUCUUUGUUGCUUUUGAAGGCAUGGUGAGGAAACGUAAUGACGACACUCCACAGUCCCAGCUGGUGCAGUACGAGGCUGUACAACGAGCUAGCAACACUCUCCGCUCAUUGUCCACUCAGAGGGAUGGGGAAGACUCGAGUCCCAGAGUAUCAAUGGAGAGAAGUGGACUACGCCCCAAUCCUCCUCCAUACUCUGGCAUCCACCACACGACAAGAGAUGAAUUUUUCGAUGAUGAUGACACGAAGACCUGGUAUUGCUAAGCUGUGAUUAUUGGAAAUGAUGAGUCAGUACUCCAAUACUUUAAACCUUUUUUGUUUGAGUUCAAAGAAAAAUCUAAAUCCAUCUACAGCGAGGCGUGACUUGUGGAAAAUUCUGUCAUAUUCUGUAGGUUGCUAAUUCGUCAUCUGUGCAACUGAGGUUACAGUUGGGUUAUCAGGAUUAUAUGAAUUUUAUCAAAUAAAGACAGUAUCAACCACAACAUUGUUAUAGGCUAUUUAAAAUUUUAACUUGUACUGUUUGAACAAGCUCUUAAAACUACAGUAUCAUAUUCUGUAGUAUAUGUUUGAUUGACAGAUAUCCGAAAAUAACAUAAUGGGUUUGAAUAAUUGCAGAAAAAUCAGAAUGUGUGUUGUAUAGAACUGACUCCAUUCUAGCAGGAAACUUGGGAAUCGUGGAUGGCUGAUUUUGUAGUGUAUCGAUGAUUGCUGCAACAGAGAUCUCUGUUGACAAUGAAACACUUUGUUGAUAAUUUAUAAUUAUCUAUCUAUAAAACUUUUUAUUAAUUCAGACAGGAUUUUAAAAUAUAAUUUCAGAUAUUGUUUUGUUGUCUACCCAUUGUAAAGUGACUUUAUAACAAUAGAUGUUUUUAAAUGAAAUGUUUCUGGGAAGAUAUUAACUAAAUUGUACACAGGUAACUUAGAAACAUUGUUAUUUCUUGUUGUAAAAAACUAUGUUUUACAUACAACUUAUGGAUUAUGGCAAUAAAAAAAUCAUUAUAAAUAAUAAAAUGUUUUAUGCGUUAUAUGUGCGAAAAAAGAAUGUAAAAAAUCAAUAAUUUGUGUAAUGUAAAAAGUGUGGGUUACACCUUUGAAUAAAUGUUAGUCCUCAUGUGAGCUGCCAAGUGUGGAGCUCUCUGUGGCAAGCACAUGUCACUAUUGCUGAAACUUAGAGAUAUACAGAUCAACUGUAAAUCUGGCUGUAUGACUGUGGUUUCAGUUUCCCAGGUACUGUGGGGUUAGAACUAGUGUCAAGACGCAGCUUGUUUUAAAAGUUCUGGUGCGUCAUUAAUUUACAUAACUUCAUUUCAGAAAACCUUCAUAUCAGUGUAUGCACGAAACUUCCUACUCUAUAUACUACACAAUAUGAACUUCACCAUAGCAUGGUGGUAAGGCUGCGGCUCUCUAACUGAAAGUUCACGGGUUCAAUUUUCUGUAAGAUCAAUGAAUAUUUGUAAGUGGGUUUGGACCGUUUCCCCUUAAAAACUUUUAGUAUCUUCAAUUGAAAUGUAACUAGUGUAGAAAAAAACCCCUACAAAAAGAAAAAUUGAGACUUAUAAUUUCAUUGUAUGUAACACUGACUUAUUGACGUUUUCAUUUUAAUGGUUGUCAGAUUUCACUUUCUGUAAAAUAUAAAUCAUUACUACAUUUGAUACUUACUUGACAUUUUUAUUUUCAUCAUUAGAUAUUUAAAUGCAGUCCUCCUAUUAGAUUCAUCAAUAAAUAUGUAUUUGAAUGUGAUUUAAUGCAUUAUUCCGUUAAAUAUUUAUAUUGAAUAUUCAUACAUACAUAUCUCCAUUGUGCAAUGGGGUUUGUUCAUUAAUUUGCUUACCUACAGUUUUAACUUUUUGUUUUUAGUUCUAUAAGUAAUCAAGUCAUUAUGUUAUGUGAAAAUAUAGUACAGUAGACUAGUUAUGAUAGAUUUUUCACUUAAUUCGUUGUGAAUUGUUUAUGUGUAUGUUUAAUGUGUAUUAUUAAAAGUAAUGUAUUAGGCCUAAAAAUAUAAAUAAGAUUUGAUAAGUCUGUUCAGAAUUUAAAACUGAAACUCUGUUAUUUAGUAAAAUAAGCAGUAAGUAGUUACCAUGUGGUUAAAUAUUUAGAAAAACAAUUUAGCCAUUGCACAAGGUAGUAGUAAGCCACACCAUGUGUUGCAUUAUAGACUUAUCUUGCCAAAU